CGAAAGAAGAAAAGGAAGAAGGCAAGAGACCCAUCCAGUCCCUGAUCUCAAUUCCAAUCUGGAAUUGAAAUCUGAAAUCAGAGAGAGAGAGAGAGAAGAAGACGAAGUAGUCGGAGAAGAUGAUGGUUGAGGAUCUCGGUGUGGAAGCCAAGGAGGCUGCGGUGCGCGAGGUUGCGAAGCUCUUGCCUCUGCCAGAGCUUCUUCAGUCUAUCGCUUCCAUCAAGGCCGAUUACAUUGCUCGCCAACAGGCAAAUGAUGCACAACUUAGUACAAUGGUUGCCGAGCAGGUAGAACAAGCACAAACUGGGCUGGAGUCCCUGUCCUUAUCUCAAAAAUCAAUAAACCAACUCCGUGAAAACUUUGUUUCUAUUGAAAAGCUAUGUCAAGAAUGCCAAACUUUGAUUGAAAACCAUGAUCAGAUAAAGCUUCUCAGCAAUGCGAGAAACAACUUAAAUACAACCUUAAAGGAUGUCGAGGGUAUGAUGUCGAUCUCUGUUGAAGCCUCUGAGGCUCGGGCUUCUUUAAGUGAUGAUAAAGAACUCAUUAAUACUUAUGAGAGGUUAACAGCUCUUGAUGGAAAGAGGAGGUUUGCAUUAGCAGCUGCUGGAUCUCACAAGGAAGAAGUUGGCAGGCUAAGAGAAUAUUUUGAAGAUGUUGAUAGAACCUGGGAGACAUUUGAGAAGACGUUAUGGGGUCAUGUUUCAAACUUCUAUAAUCUUUCCAAAGAAAGCCCGCAAACUCUGGUCCGCGCUUUAAGGGUUGUUGAAAUGCAAGAAAUCCUUGACCAACAACUUGCUGAAGAAGCAGCAGAGGCUGAGGGAGGCGGUGCCAUGGCAUCAAUUGCCAAUCCUCGUAGAACUGCCAAAAAAACUACCACAGCAACAGCGUCUUCGAGAAAUCUGACACAGCAGAAAAUGAAUGGUAAUGGCAAAGGCUACAAGGACAAAUGUUAUGAGCAAAUUAGGAAGACUGUUGAAGGACGAUUCAACAAGCUACUGACAGAGCUUUGUUAUGAGGAUCUUAAAGCAGCACUUGAGGAAGCUCGAGCGAUUGGAGAAGAGCUUGGAGAUAUAUACGACCAUGUUGCCCCUUGUUUUCCCCCCAGAUAUGAAAUAUUUCAGCUCAUGGUCAAUCUGUAUACCGAGAGAUUUGUUCAAAUGCUUAGAUUACUCAGUGACAGGGCAAAUGAAAUGACAAACAUAGAGAUCUUAAAGGUAACUGGUUGGGUAGUUGAAUACCAAGAAAAUUUGAUUGGGCUUGGGGUUGAUGAAUCUCUUGCUCAAGUAUGUUCUGAGAGUGGUUCCAUGGAUCCCCUUAUGAAUUCCUAUGUGGAGAGAAUGCAAGCUACGACAAGGAAAUGGUACUUGAAUAUCUUGGAGGCUGAUAAGGUACAGCCACCGAAGAAAACAGAAGAUGGGAAGCUAUACACGCCAGCUGCUGUUGACUUAUUCAGGAUUCUUGGAGAGCAAGUGCAAAUAGUUCGCGAUAAUAGCACGGAUCUCAUGCUCUACAGAAUUGCUUUAGCAAUUAUCCAGGUAAUGAUUGAUUUUCAAGCUGCUGAAAGGAAGAGACUUGAGGAACCUGCUUCAGAAGUGGGUUUGGAACCCUUAUGUGCAAUGAUUAACAACAAUCUGCGAUGCUACGAUCUCGCAAUGGAGCUUAGUAAUAGCACUCUGGAAGCUCUUCCACAAAACUAUGCUGAGCAGGUUAACUUUGAAGAUACAUGCAAAGGUUUCCUAGAGGUUGCGAAGGAAGCUGUGCACCAAACUGUCAGUGUUAUAUUUGAAGAUCCCGGAGUGCAGGAUUUACUUGUGAAGCUUUAUCAGAAGGAGUGGUGCGAGGGACAGGUUACCGAGUAUCUUGUUGCAACAUUUGGUGAUUAUUUUACAGAUGUAAAGAUGUAUAUUGAAGAAAGAUCAUUUAGGAGAUUUGUUGAGGCUUGUCUGGAGGAAACUGUGGUUGUAUAUGUUGACCGUCUUCUCACACAGAAAAACUAUAUAAAGGAAGAGACCAUUGAAAGGAUGAGACUGGAUGAAGAGGUUCUCAUGGACUUUUUUAGGGAGUAUUUAAGUGUUUCUAAAGUAGAAAGCAGAGUCAGAAUACUGAGUGAUUUGAGAGAACUUGCUUCAGCAGAGAGCCUGGAUACAUUCACACUGAUUUACACAAAUAUUCUUGAACAUCAACCUGAUUGUCCGCCUGAGGUAGUGGAGAAGCUUGUCGCACUACGAGAAGGCAUACCGCGGAAGGAUGCUAAGGAGGUUGUACAAGAGUGCAAGGAGAUAUAUGAGAAUUCUCUCGUCAAUGGAACCCCUGCCAAAGCAGGUUUUGUAUUUCCAAGAGUUAAGUGCUUAUUGUCUGCCAAGGCAUCGAUAUGGCGAAAACUAACUUAGUCUAUCUAGAAGCAGAACACCGAUAUAUUUGCUUGUACUAACUUGUCUUUAUGUUUUUGCAACCUUCAUGGAAAUUUGUUAACUUUCUUUUUUGUUUUAUUACUUGCAAAAAAGUUCUUCUAGUAAAAA
Messenger RNA from Fragaria vesca subsp. vesca, 2519 nucleotides. Its product is annotated as exocyst complex component 3-like. Lineage: Eukaryota; Viridiplantae; Streptophyta; Magnoliopsida; Rosales; Rosaceae. The transcript has 25 exons. Gene Ontology annotation, biological process: exocytosis; exocyst localization. Gene Ontology annotation, molecular function: SNARE binding. The coding region runs from base 120 to 2390 and encodes 756 amino acids. The record is from RefSeq and is a predicted model, not a curated record. Gene Ontology annotation, cellular component: exocyst.